AUGAGAGCUGUCUCUGUCCUCUUCGCGCUGGCCCUGUCAGCCAGCUCCGUGUUUGCCGCGUCCGACAACAUCUACUCGUCCAAGCGUCUCAUCCAGACCAGCGAGACCGAGAAGAAGUGGCUGAACGAGAAGCAGAUCUUCGAGCUCAUCGCCCAGCACAAGGGCUUCAUCGACAUCACCGAUACCCAGGACCUUCAGCGUGCCAGCAGCUUUGCCGCUCUCGACUUCCCUACCACGCUGACUCACCAGACCCAGGUCAACGCUGCAAUCCCCAAGAUCUCUGACGCUGUGCCCAAGUCUGUGCUGACCAACUUCACCCAGUUCACAAACAGGUACUACAACUCCAACAACGGCAAGACCUCCAGCACCUGGCUGCUCAACACCAUCAAGAGCACUGUGCCGGGCAUUGACGUGCAGCCUCAAGCAUCAUCGCCCGCAUCCCGGGUACCACCAAGGCCUAGCGAGAUUGUUGUGAUCUCGGCUCACCAGGACAGCAUCAACCAGGGCAGCCCAUCCACGGGCAGAGCCCCGGGUGCCGACGACGAUGGCUCGGGCACUGUCACCAUUCUUGAGGCCCUGCGUGUGCUGGUGGCCAGCGGUCUGAAGCCUGCCCGCACCAUCGAGUUCCACUGGUAUGCUGGUGAGGAGGGUGGUCUGCUCGGUUCGUCUGAUGUCGUCAGUGCUUACCGGAGCAAGCAGGUUGUUGCUGACAUCCAGUUUGACAUGACCGGUUACCCGGCUAACCCCCCGGCUGUCGGCAUUGUUACUGAUUACACUGACCCCACGUCCAAUGACCUUGUGCGCAAGAUUGUCACGACAUACACCGAUCUGCCGGCUAUCAAUUUCCAGUGCGGAUAUGGUUGCAGUGACCAUGCUAGCUGGAACAGGGGUGGUGUGCGGUCGUCUAUUCCGUUCGAGAACCAGUACCUCGAUGGCAACAGCAACAUCCACACGACGCGUGACACCCUGGACACCGUCAACUUCCCCCACCUUGCUCAAGUUUGUCAGGAUUGCGCUGGCCUAUGCCAUUGAGGUUGGAGAUGCCAAAUAAGUAAUUAUUCAACUUCAUUCGUUUGUUAGAUGAAGAAAUGCUAGUUUAUAAGAUUCAUUAGGGCGGGUAUCAUCUUGGGGUGAUAAGGUAUAGGUGUAAAAGGGU
This is a messenger RNA of Linderina pennispora, 1156 nucleotides long. RefSeq names its product Zn-dependent exopeptidase. The record is from RefSeq and is a predicted model, not a curated record. Gene Ontology annotation, biological process: proteolysis. NCBI's taxonomy places the organism in Eukaryota, Fungi, Kickxellomycota, Kickxellomycetes, Kickxellales, Kickxellaceae. Gene Ontology annotation, molecular function: metalloexopeptidase activity. The coding region runs from base 1 to 1032 and encodes 343 amino acids. The transcript is spliced from 2 exons.